Hansenula ciferrii is the source of this 432-nucleotide messenger RNA. Its product is annotated as complex I NDUFA12 subunit family protein. The record is from RefSeq and is a predicted model, not a curated record. Gene Ontology annotation, cellular component: membrane. Lineage: Eukaryota; Fungi; Ascomycota; Saccharomycetes; Phaffomycetales; Wickerhamomycetaceae. Gene Ontology annotation, biological process: mitochondrial respiratory chain complex I assembly; response to oxidative stress. The coding region runs from base 1 to 432 and encodes 143 amino acids. The transcript has a single exon.
AUGUCCACAUCACUCGCACGUACACUUAGAAACAUCAAACUAUCAGGAUGGAAAAGAUACGCCAAACAAAUGAAUUCUAUUGGUGAUGCUAAAGCAGGAACAUUAGUUGGUAUUGAUGAUCAUGGUAAUCAUUUUUAUGAAACUCAUUUAGAUAAAGAAAUUCAUUUACGUACAAGAUGGGUUGAAUAUGCUGAAACUAAUCAGAGAUGGGAUGUAUCCCAAGUUGAACCUGGCUGGCAUUAUUGGUUAGCUUAUGGUUCUGAUACUCCACCAAAUAAAUUACAAGGUGAAGAGAAAACUGAAAGAGCUUAUCCUGUUCCAAAAGUUCAUGCUCAAAAUUAUACUGGUACUACAGGAGCUUAUGUUCCUUAUAACACUGCAAAACCUAAAUUUCAACCAUGGGAAACUAAAGUUUCAGAAAGAACAGGUUGA